AUGACGCGUCGAAGCCACCACGCCCCGCCGCCGUCCCCCCGCAUUACGACGCCUACGAGGAGCGCCGCCUCGCCGAGGAGGUGCUCUACCUGCACUCCCUCUGGGUGCCGCCCCACCCGCGCUCGCCCCACCCAACGGAAGCGCCGCAGGAUUCAGCGCCCCGCCGCGGAGCCCGAGGGACCCGGCGCCGACUGGCCCCUCGCGCCCGCCUCCCCGUCCCCCGCAUCCUGGCCCGAGGCCGCCCCCUCCUCCCCCGCGCCCAGGCCGCCACCAAAGCCGCAGCCUUCCCCUGCCUCGCUCGCGCAGCGGGACGCCCUCCGCGCCGUCGAGGAGUUCUUCUCCGGGCGCGGCUCCUCGGACGAGGACGGCGAGGAUGAGGGCUCCGAGCCAGAGGACGGAGGGGACGCGACAACGGGGUUCUUCCUCGGCCUGUUCAAGCGGGAUGCUGCGCUACGGAGUACUACGAGCGGAGCCACGAGGAGGGCAUCAACCUCGUGCACCACGCCCGCGACGCCAAGCACUGCGGGAGGCUGCUGGCGCACCGCGCGCUCGUCGCCGUCGUCUGCCGCAUGCUCGGCUGGGACGUCAAACGGCUGCCCAGCAUCGUCAUCGAUCCCGGCGGCACGCUCGGCCAGGCCCUCCUCGUCAGGUUGUAAGAUUGCAUCACCGACCAGCGAGUUCUAUUUGCCAUGUGAUGAUAAGCAACGAAAAAUACUCAUGGAUUAA
Hordeum vulgare subsp. vulgare (domesticated barley) is the source of this 726-nucleotide messenger RNA. Its product is annotated as putative protein TPRXL. Bases 1 to 726 code for a protein of 241 amino acids. The transcript has 2 exons. NCBI's taxonomy places the organism in Eukaryota, Viridiplantae, Streptophyta, Magnoliopsida, Poales, Poaceae. The record is from RefSeq and is a predicted model, not a curated record.